AUGGUCAUACCAAAUUCCGGCCCUGAAAUUCCCGGACACUUUUGGAGAUUUCAGCUAGUGUUCAUGGACGAUGAUAUACAACCAUCAGAAGCAAAGCUUGGUGGGAAGGGUGUGUACGUCACAUCGUAUGUCUCCAUGGAUGACCCAAACUUUCGCGGGCCACAGCAAGUCUACAUCAUCUUGAUUCAAAGAUGUUUUUACAAACGACUUGUUGAGGACAACGACGAGAAUAGUACCCAAAAUACCCUCGAGAGCGGUAUCUCAGGCGAUUCUCGAGGAAAUUCUGGCAGCAGUGAUGAAGAGGAUGAAUAUGAUAGAAGUAUACUAGAAGGUUUACUCUUGCAAGCGAAAGACAAGGCCCUAGCGACGUUCUCAAGGAUUGGAUACUUUCGUGUUAAUGACUUGGAAGGCCUUGAUGAGACCUUCGACGCUCAUCUCAAGACAGAAGAACGGGUUAUAACGCUCAUAUAG
Bipolaris maydis ATCC 48331 is the source of this 471-nucleotide messenger RNA. NCBI's taxonomy places the organism in Eukaryota, Fungi, Ascomycota, Dothideomycetes, Pleosporales, Pleosporaceae. The record is from RefSeq and is a predicted model, not a curated record.